Candidozyma auris is the source of this 1485-nucleotide messenger RNA. RefSeq lists its product as uncharacterized. The record is from RefSeq and is a predicted model, not a curated record. Gene Ontology annotation, molecular function: A2-type glycerophospholipase activity. Gene Ontology annotation, cellular component: mitochondrial inner membrane. Bases 1 to 1485 code for a protein of 494 amino acids. NCBI's taxonomy places the organism in Eukaryota, Fungi, Ascomycota, Pichiomycetes, Serinales, Metschnikowiaceae. Gene Ontology annotation, biological process: cardiolipin acyl-chain remodeling. The transcript has a single exon.
AUGCUUGCAAACCGGCUAGGCUUUAGCCAGCUGGCGGUGAAUCGUGUUUGGAAAAGAAAAUUUCAACUUCCUUCAAACUAUAAGCCCAAUGGAAGGUUCGUGAACACGUUGCCAUUCACAAAACUCGUGAACAUCUGGUGGAACUCUCUUCGACCAGGACGUCUUGAGCAACUACAACAGGAAUUGCUCGAUCACCACUUUCUGCUCGAGAAAAAGGAAAAUCAGGGAGUAAAAAGAGAGGCAAAGAAGGUUACUAUUGACAAGGAUGGGAACUGGAUCAAUGAAGUUGCGUUGGAGGUGGUGAAUGGAAAGGACUACAAAACCAAGCAUGUAGUGUUUCUUCACGGCUAUGGUGCCUCUCUUGGAUGUUUUGCAAGAAAUUUUCAUGUCAUCAACAGAUUUAGGGGACUCAAACAUAACUACAAAGUACACUUUCUUGAUAACAUCACAUUUGCAUUGAGUUCGAACCCAGAGAUUAAGAGUAUCGAUUACAGUGCUCCAAUCCCUCAAGUCACCCAUAUAAAGAUGAAUGAUACCAAGGAGACGGACCCUAAACUACUUUACAAGAAAUACUAUAAGCUUAUAGAUGGCUAUACUUUCGAUAAAGAGGCAUUCAAGGAGUCGAGGGACAAGCUCAUGCCCAUCAUGGAAGAUAUGGAGAAGUUUUACACCACGGCAUUGGAUGGAUGGAGAAGGGCCUCGGGAAUUGACAAGAUAGACUUCCUUGUCGGUCACUCUUUUGGUGGCUAUUGGUCUGGCUCAUAUGCUUUAAGAAACCCUUCGAAAGUGGAGCAGGUGGUGCUUUUGUCGCCUGUUGGAGUGGAAAGAACAGCAUUUGCGUUGACAGCGCCAAUUCCAGAGCAAGAAGAGAACCAGCCCACACUCGAUCCCACCUCGUACAAUUUCUUGAGCAGAUUUCCCAUCCUUCUGCAGAACAGCAUAUACAAGUGGUAUUACAUCCAGCCCAAGUUGCCUCGCUUGUUGAAGUUCAUGGGUCCUUGGGGAGUUGCAAAAUACUACUCAAUGUGGUAUAGCAAGCUUUUUGCUAUCAAUAAGGUGAUCAAGAAGCUCGGCGGUGAGAAGGUAUUCAAGAGUGAAAAUGAAUUGGUCUACGGGACAAAUACAGAAUGCUGUCUUCUUGUGGAGUACCUUUACAACUCCAUUACCACGGGGACCAAAUCUGAUAUCCAUGUGAAGUACUUGUUGAACCCAUCCACAACAAGCAGAUGGCCGCUCUAUGACAAGUUCAUAGAAGCUUCAGGCGAAACUCUAUCUAAGUUUAAGUUGCAUGUUGUCUACGGUCAAUAUGACUUCAUGAACAGCGAGGCAGGUGAAAAGAUGGUGGAGCGUCUCAACAAGAAGAACGACACUCCGGUGGCCCGGUACUAUACAGUUGCCGAGGGAGGCCACAACUUGUAUAUCCAAAACCCCUUCGGCACCAACGAGCUAUUGGAAAGGAUCGUCAAGGAAGCCGAAGACUCAUAA